This is a messenger RNA of Hermetia illucens (black soldier fly), 2542 nucleotides long. RefSeq names its product serine/threonine-protein kinase TBK1 (gene IKKepsilon). The transcript has 8 exons. Gene Ontology annotation, cellular component: cytoplasm. Gene Ontology annotation, biological process: peptidyl-serine phosphorylation. Gene Ontology annotation, molecular function: ATP binding; protein serine/threonine kinase activity. Bases 236 to 2386 code for a protein of 716 amino acids. NCBI's taxonomy places the organism in Eukaryota, Metazoa, Arthropoda, Insecta, Diptera, Stratiomyidae. The record is from RefSeq and is a predicted model, not a curated record.
GCAUGACGGCUGAAGCUGUCAUUCAGUCAUCGUCCCAAGUCGUGCACUUCCUCAGCUGAGGAUUGUUUUCCAAAACAAUAAAAGUAACACAACAUCUGGAAGGACCAAACUGUAUCGGGAUAGGACCAACUAGGGCGCGAGAGACAGAAUCUAGAAGAGGCUGGUUAUGGAUUCCACACUUUGAGGCUGAUACUUGAAUUUCUUUUUGUUACCCGGAGGUAGAAAGUGCUCUAAAAUGUCUUUUCUCCGGGGCUCCAUGAACUACGUUUGGUGUACCACCAGCGUACUAGGAAAAGGUGCUACAGGUGCAGUAUUCCAGGGAGUCAAUCGAAACAAUGGCGAACCUGUUGCAGUUAAGACUUUCAAUCAGAUGAGCCAUAUGCGACCCAUGGAAGUCCAAAUGCGUGAAUUUGAAGUAAUUAAAAAGGUUAAUCAUGAAAACAUUGUGAAACUUUUGGCUAUCGAGGAUGAUCAAGAGGGACGGGGGAAGGUAAUUGUCAUGGAAUUAUGCACGGGCGGGAGCCUUUUCAAUAUCUUAGAUGACCCAGAAAAUACUUAUGGAUUACCUCAAGAAGAAUUCCUGUUAGUUGUUGAGCACUUAAGUGCUGGAAUGAAACAUUUGCGUGAUAACAACCUCGUCCAUCGCGAUCUAAAGCCAGGAAAUAUAAUGAAGUUUAUUUCGGAAGAUGGCAAAACUGUUUAUAAGUUAACUGAUUUUGGUGCAGCGCGAGAACUAGAAGAUAACCAACCCUUCAUGUCCUUAUACGGAACGGAAGAGUAUUUGCAUCCUGACAUGUACGAACGUGCAGUGUUGCGGAAAUCAGUAACACGAACAUUUACUGCGAAUGUUGAUUUAUGGUCAAUAGGUGUUACCUUAUACCACGUGGCAACGGGAAAUCUACCGUUUCGACCAUAUGGAGGCAGAAAGAAUCGUGAAACUAUGCAUUUAAUUACAACGAAAAAGGCAUCGGGCGUAAUAUCUGGCACUCAAUUGACAGAGAAUGGCCCUAUUGAAUGGUCGCGUGUUCUACCUCCACAUUGUCGUCUCAGCCAGGGGCUGAAAUCACUAGUGACACCCUUGCUUGCCGGCCUACUCGAGGAAAAUCGCGAGAAAAUGUGGUCCUUUGAUAGAUUUUUCCAGGAGGUGACUAAUAUUCUCAGCAAACGAGUUUUACAUAUUUUCUACAUCAAUAGAACUUCGACAGUGGAAAUUUACCUUGAAUCGGAUGACACUUUAUACAAUCUGAGAGAACACAUUCACCUUCAAACUAACGUCGCUCCUGAAAAUCAAAUUUUGCUCUUAUGUAGUGAACAUUUUGAAGAAAAAGUGGGCGUGAAUUCGAAUGCAAAAGGAUACCCUCCAACCGAACGCGAGAACCCAAUUUUCCUGUACAGUCGGGAUAAUAAUAAUGUUUUGCUGCCGCCUGAACUUGAAUUACCGAAAUUUCCUACAUUCCUCAAUGGUGUUUCUGUCGAGAAUGAUGCCAGUCUCGCAAAGGUUGCAUGUAGUGUUGGGCACGAAUGCAAACGGCGAAUUGAAGAUUUUACUAACAUGGAUGUAUUAAUACAGUUGGGAGUUGACAAGUUCACAGAAACAUUGAAAGAGACUCAGAAGAAUUUAAUAUCGAAAACAAACUUCUUCCAAGAUCUUCUUGCAACCGUCUUAGACUUAGUUUCCACUAUUGCAAUAGUUCCAGGAGUGAGUAAAAAUUGUGCUGAAAUCGAAAUCGUGUCUGGAUUAUUGAAAUCACUGAAAGAGGAUUUCACUUCUACCGCUGAGCGGGUGUUACAGUUAUUCAAUCGUUUCGUUAUCGAAGAGUCUCUAAGUCAGGAAUGGAGAGCUGCAAUGCGUGAUAAAUUCCGACCAUCGCAAACGAGGGAUAGUUUCCGUGCCAAAUAUCUGGUAGAAAGACUGCGUGAUUCGUGGCAACAUUUAUUGCGGGAUCGAGCUACACGAACACUAACAUACAAUGAUGAACAAUUUCAUGCGUUGGAAAAAAUUAAAAUUGCAAGCAAUGGAAAACGUAUAAAAUCUCUUCUGACGGACAAUGUUCAACCAAAUUUAGCACAAAUUGCCGAAUGUCUAGCUGACUGGUAUAAGCUAGCUCAGACUGUUUAUGUGCAAACGCAAAUUCUUGAAAAGGAUGUGCGCGAUUGUGAUAGGAAAUUACGUGAUUAUCGUGAACGACUGCUGCAAGUGGUUGAUGACUUAAAGAUGGAUAUUGAAGUGAAGAACACUAACAAUAUGCAAACUUCUAUGAAAGUAGAAUUGCGAAAGAAGAUUUCGACUUUAACGGCAGAAAGACAGGAGUUGAAUGUCAUUUUACAACAAAACCACCAUCUUAUAGAUAUACUCCAGUCUUUGCUCGUUGAGCACGACUCUUGAUGAUUCAUUUUCGUAUUUAAGUAUUAUUAAAUGUACCUACUUUUUUAUUUAAUCGAUAUAUGACCGAAGCGUAAUAGACUUAAUGUAAAAACCAUUCAAAUGGGAAUUAUAUGGUAUAGCUUACCCAAAACAGAAUAAAUGAAAUUUUAAAUUUCA